AUGGGGCGGGAAGAGUGCUCUGUGGAUGAUUGGACUAGGCAGGUGGCGGUCGAGGUCGCGGAGGAGUUGGGGAUGCCUGUCCCGGAGGUGUUUAGGUGUGUUCCUCUGAACUCGCCAGGAGUGAUAUUCCAAUACCGCAUUAUGCUGGAGGUUAUGAGUCUGUUGACUCUGGAGCAGCACAAAGAGUUUCUUGCUCACUUCUCGUCCGAACAGUGGUCUGAUCCUGUUCAGGAAGGGAUGGAAGCUGAUGUCAGCAGUACUUCUGCUGAUGGAAGCCCAGACGAAGAGGUAGGGGUUGAGAAACGAAUCGAGGAAGAGGACGGGGACAGCAGUACUUCUGCUGAUGCCCACAAGGCAGUAAUUGCAAGUGAGUCGUCGUCAACAUCGCCACGAAGACCUUGGCUUUCGGGACGCAGCUCGGAGGAGAGCGUCAAUAUGAGCGACAUGGAGGUGGUGGAUGAGGUCGAUGCGGAGGAGCCUGUGGUGCGGGAGGCGCCGCGUAGAGUGCGGUUUACACCGGUGUUCCCUUUCAAUUUUUACAGCGUGGACUCUCAUUUCCAUUUGGACCGGCUGUGUGCCAGGAUAGGGAUAAGCCCAGUGAACUUCGCCAAGACUGUACGUCGUGUGAGGCCGGAGGAGAAUGUUGGACUGGACGGAGCGGUCGCCGUAUGGUGCGACCCCUCCACAUAUCCUACCAAGCGCCAGGUGUCGCAGCUACGGAAAAACAAGGUGGUGUCGGUGAUAGGGAUUCACCCUGGCAAGGUGAUUGAGGUAGAUGUUGAAAGGCUGGCCACUAUGCUCGAUUCGUACGAGGUCGUGGGUUUAGGUGAAGUCGGGCUGGAUGGCACCAAAGGUGAUCCAGAACUUCAACGGAGGACGUUGGACGAGGCCCUCGUCCUAUUAAAGGCUCGUCCACGUCUGGUGCUAGUAUUGCACUGCCGUCCAGGGCCUCGAGAGAGCUUCAUGAGCGCGUACUACGAGCUAUUUUACCGCUGCAAGGGGAUACAUUCUCCUGAGCAGCGGAUCCAUCUGCAUUGUUUUAACGGAUCCCUCGAGGAAGUCAGUUUGUGGUUGGGGUAUUUUCCCAACACAUACUUUGGUUACAGUCUGAUGGUGGCCCGUAGAGAUUUUUCGGAAAGCAGCAAGAUGUCCUUGAGGCGGAUUGAUGGAGGCAGACUGUUGCUAGAGUCGGAUGCUCCAUACUUUCCGGCAGCCGGUGAGGAGCUGUCAUCACCCUCCUUUAUCGGAGUGACGGCGCAAGAGGUUGCCAAGAUCCGAGGUUGCAGCUGGAGGGUUAUGUUGCAGCAGACGGCCGAAAAUGACCAACAGCUCUACUGGGGCUAG
This is a messenger RNA of Dreissena polymorpha, 1344 nucleotides long. RefSeq names its product putative deoxyribonuclease TATDN2. Gene Ontology annotation, molecular function: hydrolase activity, acting on ester bonds. The transcript has a single exon. Bases 1 to 1344 code for a protein of 447 amino acids. The record is from RefSeq and is a predicted model, not a curated record. Lineage: Eukaryota; Metazoa; Mollusca; Bivalvia; Myida; Dreissenidae.